Molecule: messenger RNA, 819 nt
Organism: Lindgomyces ingoldianus
Lineage: Eukaryota; Fungi; Ascomycota; Dothideomycetes; Pleosporales; Lindgomycetaceae
Exons: 1
Coding region: 1-819 (272 amino acids)
Source: RefSeq, a predicted model, not a curated record
AUGCCAGCCAACGAAUUCUUCAAGAACUACACAUUCGGUAGUCGUAAGAGCCGCGAUGACGGCAUCCAGAACUUGAAGAUUUCAGAUUCUACUUCACCUUGCCUGGUCAGCUACCCAAGACCAUCGGAGUGGCGUGCUAUGAAACGGUCCCAGGAGUUAAUUCUUCCCAUCUUGCCUGGACAUUUCCGCUUCCAGGGUCUUCCAGGAGAAAUUAAGAACCAGAUCUACCGGGAAUUGCUAUUGACGAACAUCCCUCUUCAACUCAUCCAAAGCCAUCCCGUCUGGCCAGAUCUCCACGAUCCUGGCUAUAAGUUGCAUCCAACGAUCCUUCGCGCCAACAGGCAGAUCCAUCAAGAGGCUGCUUCAGUGCUAUAUGGUGAAAAUACUUUCUACGUUCAUGUCGGCACUUCGGCUACUCUCGCUAGAGAUCAGAUGUCCUGGUCAUCCUUCGGUUCGGAGAAGGCAUUGGCUCCAAGUAUCAAGAGCUACAUGCCACUCCUAAGGAGAAUCACCGUAUAUUCAUGGGUUAGCGGAACCGUCAGAACCAGGCUAGAAAUCUGCAACCUCUUCCAAAUAAUUGGGGUCAAUCUCCGUUACUUGACGCUGUUCGCCCUCAAGUUUCCGGACGUGGAGACGAUGGAGCUGAAUGCGCGGGCUGGAGGUCGAUGGCUCGUCAAGAGGGAAGGAAAGGAACUAGCAACAAAAUUUGUCUGGUUUCCGCCUCAGGAGAUUCCACACUUGUCCUUGGGCACUUGGCUAGUGAAGGAGGAUGAACGGGUCACAGGCGUAGGGCUCCUUCCGGGCCUGGGCGCGAUUUAA